AUGCUUGGCAGCAAGGCUUCCCUGUUAUUAUCAUGCUUGGCUCUCCUAAGCCCUGCAUCAUGCAGAGCCAUUGAGGAGCGGGCCGUGGCGGAUCAUGCCGUUACGUUCCAGACCAUUUACAAGCCUCCCUCCAACUACAACACUCCCAAGACCUUGUAUGGGCGAAACGUCCAGCUUGCUGAUGGAACUAUCCUAGCUACUUGGGAGAACUAUAGCCCUGAACCACCAAUGGUGUACUUCCCCAUCUACCAGAGCAAAGACAAGGGAUCAACCUGGGCGCCUCUCUCCAACGUGACAGACACCAAGAACGGCUGGGGUCUCCGCUACCAGCCCUUCCUAUACGUCCUGCCCCAGGCCAUCGGCAACCUCGCCAAGGGAACUAUCCUCCUUGCUGGAAAUAGUAUCCCUACCGAUCUCAGCAAGACCAAGAUUGAUCUUUACGCUUCUACCGACAGCGGCAAGACCUGGAAGUACAUCUCCAACAUUGCCACCGGAGGAAAAGCCGUUCCCAACAAUGGCGAGACUCCUGUCUGGGAGCCUUUCCUGAUGGUGUACAACAACAAGCUCGUGUGCUACUACUCUGAUCAGCGCGACCCCUCAUAUGGUCAGAAGUUGGUUCACCAGACUUCCAGCGAUGGUGUUACCUGGGAUGCUGUCGUCAACGAUGUUCGAGGAACUGCUUACUCUCAACGCCCCGGCAUGACAACCGUCGCUAAGCUUCCUAACGGAAAGUGGAUGAUGACUUUUGAGUACGGCGGAGGCGCUUCGCCCAAUAACGCUGCUUUCCCCGUUUACUACCGCAUCUCCGACUCUCCUCUCACCUUUGACAGCGCAUCCAACCAGAUUCUCACCGCUGGUAGCCGUGCGCCUAGCUCUUCGCCUUAUCUAACCUGGUCGCCUUCUGGAGGAUCUAGUGGUUCUCUGAUUGUUACUGCUAAUAGUGACAAUGGUAUUUAUAUCAACACGAACCUCGGCGCUGCGGGCUCUUGGGUUUACUAUGACAUUCCCCAGCCUGGUGCCUAUUCCCGACAGGCUAUGGUUAUGGAUAACCCUGAUUGGUUGUAUGUCAUGAGUGCUGGAUAUCUCAAUGGUGAUAACUGGGUCACCGACAGUGUCUUUAAGCUUCCCAACCUGUCUUAG
This is a messenger RNA of Fusarium musae, 1140 nucleotides long. RefSeq lists its product as uncharacterized. NCBI's taxonomy places the organism in Eukaryota, Fungi, Ascomycota, Sordariomycetes, Hypocreales, Nectriaceae. The record is from RefSeq and is a predicted model, not a curated record. The transcript has 2 exons. Bases 1 to 1140 code for a protein of 379 amino acids.